CCCCGAGGAGCUGAGCAGUUUCAGUGAGGGCUGCUGGAGAGAGCUCUGCAGCCCGAGUGGGGCCAGGCAGGCUGGACAAGCGGGACCUCUUCCUGGGAAUUCCCAGCCAACAGCCAAGCUGCUGCUCAGGGUAUGAGACAGGGCCAGGUUCUAGGCUCUGCUGAGGAUUCGGAGGCUGGGAACCCAGCAGUUGUUGGCUGCUAAAGGGCAUCUCUCACUCUGAGAAACUGGUCCUCUCCUGCCCUUGCAUGGCCCAGGGAAGCAGUGUUCACAUCAGCCCUGACUCUUGGGAUAAGGUCCACACUCAGGUUCUGGCUCAGCUAUUUGAAGAGGCUAAGAAGGACUCAUCUUGGAGGUGAUGUGGGACUUCCAUGUCAGGUGGGAGUGAGGACAGAGGCUUCUGGAGGAAUAUUUGACCUACCUACAAAAAAAAAGGGGGCCACAGAGCUUGGACUUCAUUGGACCACUGUCAGUCAUGGCACCCCCUCCCCUGCCAGCUAGCCAUGUUGCACAGCCCUUGGAGCCCUUAUCACUCCGUUCAGAGAGGAUCAGGCGCUUCCUGUCAGCCAAUGUCCUGCCUGUGGUGGAAAGAUGCAUCAGUUCCAUGCAGGCCGGGACUCAGAUGGUCAAGCUUCGAGGUGGCUCUAAGGGCCUGGUUCGCUUCUACUACCUGGAUGAGCACAAGUCGUGCAUCCGCUGGCGGCCAUCGCGGAAGAAUGAGAAGGCCAAGAUCUCCAUCGACUCCGUCCAGGAGGUGUGUGAAGGAAAGCAAUCAGAGAUUUUCCAGCGCUAUGCUGAUGGGAGCUUUGACCCUAACUGUUGCUUCAGCAUCUACUAUGGGGACCACAUGGAGUCGCUGGACCUCGUGUCCUCCAAUGGAGAAGAAGCUCGAACCUGGAUCACAGGCCUCCGGUACCUGAUGGCAGGAAUCAGUGAUGAGGACAGUCUGUCCAAACGCCAGAGAACUCGUGACCAGUGGCUGAAGCAGACGUUUGACGAGGCAGAUAAGAAUGGGGAUGGCAGCCUGAGCAUUAAUGAGGUCCUCCAGCUCCUUCAUAAGCUGAAUGUGAAUCUACCCCGGCAGAAGGUGAAACAGAUGUUUAAGGAGGCAGACACAGAUGACAACCAGGGCACACUGGGCUUUGAUGAGUUCUGCGCAUUUUACAAGAUGAUGUCUACCCGCCGGGACCUCUACCUGCUCAUGCUCACCUAUAGCAACCACAAGGAUCAUUUGGACACAGAGGAUUUGAAGCGCUUCCUGGAGGUGGAACAGAAGAUGACGGAUGUGACCAAGGAGUACUGCCUGAAUAUCAUUGACCAGUUUGAGCCAUGCUUGGAAAACAAGAGUAAGGAGGUGCUCGGCAUUGAUGGUUUUACUAACUACACCAGGAGUCCAGAAGGAGACAUUUUCAACCCCAAGCACUACCAAGUGAACCAGGACAUGACCUACCCACUAAGUUACUACUUCAUCACCUCUUCCCAUAAUACCUACCUCAUUGGGGACCAGCUCAUGUCCCAGUCUCGAGUGGACAUGUACUCGUGGGUACUACAGGCCGGCUGCCGCUGUGUGGAAGUGGACUGUUGGGAUGGACCAGAUGGGGAACCUAUUGUACACCAUGGUUAUACCUUGACCUCCAAGAUCCUCUUUAAAGAUGUCAUUGAGACUAUCAACAAAUACGCCUUCAUCAAGAAUGAGUACCCAGUGAUCCUGUCCAUUGAGAACCACUGCAGUGUCCUUCAGCAGAAGAAGAUGGCGCAGUACCUGAUUGACAUCCUAGGGGACAAACUGGACUUGUCGACAGUAAGCAGUGAGGAAGACUCAACCACUCUGCCAUCUCCUGAGAAGUUGAAAGGCAAGAUCUUAGUGAAGGGGAAGAAACUCCCAGCUAAUAUCAGUGAAGAUGCAGAAGAGGGGGAUGUAUCUGAUGAGGACAGCGCUGAUGAAAUUGAUGAUGAUUGUAAACUCAUGAAUGGAGAUGCUUCCACUAAUCGGAAACGAGUGGAGAACAUCGCCAAGAAGAAAUUGGACUCACUGAUAAAGGAAUCCAAAAUCCGAGACUGUGAAGACCCCAACAACUUUACCAUCUCCACGCUGCCUUCCUCAGGGAAGUUUGGCCAAAAGGCCGAAGGCAAGAAGAGCAAAGCUGAAGAAGAUGUGGAAUCCGGGGAGGACUUGAGUGGCAGCAAGAGGAACAGUCGAUUACUAAUGAGUAGCUUCUCCAAACGAAAGAAAAAAGGGAGCAAGUUAAAGAAAACUUCCAGCAUAGAAGAAGCCGAUGAUGACUUGGACGCCCAAGGAAGCCAGAGCAGAGGGAUAAGCCGGCAGAAGAAGACCAUGAAACUGUCCAGGGCUCUCUCUGACCUGGUGAAAUACACCAAGUCUGUUGGAAUCCAUGACGUGGAGACAGAGAUCUCCUGCAGUUGGCAAGUGUCAUCCUUUAGUGAGACCAAGGCCCAUCAGAUUCUCCAACAGAAGCCGGCCCACUACCUGCGUUUCAACCAGCACCAGCUUUCCCGUAUCUACCCAUCCUCUUACCGGGUCGACUCAAGUAACUACAACCCCCAGCCCUUCUGGAACGCUGGAUGUCAGAUGGUUGCCCUCAACUACCAGUCAGAGGGGAGGAUGCUCCAGCUGAACCGAGCCAAGUUCAAUGCCAAUGGCAACUGUGGCUAUGUCCUCAAGCCCCAGUGCAUGUGUCAAGGUGUCUUUAAUCCCAACUCUGAAGAUCCUCUCCCAGGGCAGCUGAAGAAACAGCUGAUACUCCGGAUUAUCAGUGGACAGCAGCUCCCUAAACCACGGGACUCCAUGUUGGGUGACCGAGGAGAGAUCAUCGACCCUUUUGUGGAAGUGGAGAUCAUCGGAUUACCUGUGGACUGUAACAAGGAGCAGACCAGGGUUGUGGAUGACAAUGGCUUUAACCCCAUGUGGGAGGAGACCCUGGUGUUUACAGUGCACAUGCCGGAGAUUGCACUGGUCCGGUUUCUGGUCUGGGAUCAUGACCCCAUUGGACGGGACUUCAUUGGACAGAGGACGUUGGCAUUUAACAGCAUGAUGCCAGGUUAUCGACAUGUCUACCUGGAAGGGAUGGAAGAGGCCUCCAUCUUUGUUCACAUAGCUAUCAAUGACAUCUCCGGUAAGGUGAAGCAGGCUUUGGGCUUAAAAGGCCUGUUUCUCAGAAAUCCAAAGCAGGCGUCCCUGGACAGUCAUGCUGCUGGUCAGUUCCACAACAGACCCUCCAUUAGUGGCCAGCUCCUGAGGCGCACGGCUAGCGCGCCCACCAAGAGCCAGAAGAAGGGUAAAAAGGGCUUUCCUGAACUCACCACGGACACCAAAGACAGUGGCUCAGAGGGGGCAGGCGAGGACACCUCCCAGCCCCGCUUUGACUCGGAGCCAGAGAGUGCGGCCCCAGCCCCCGGAGCCCUUGGUGAGGGGCCAGGCCGAGGGCCAAAAGGUAAGGCCCAGGGUCCCGGGACAGGGAGAAGCCAGAGCCAAACAGCUGAGGGCUCGACCUUGAGCGAGCCCACGCGAAGGUCAGAGAGGUUCCAAAGCCUGGGCCUUGGCUCCCCAGGUGAGAGGCCAGGUACCCCAGAGGGGUCUGGGCCUGCCGGGAUGGCAGCAAGCUGCAUGAAAUGCAUGAUUGGCUCCUGUGAGGGGCCCGAGGUCGAGGGUCAAUGGAGCAGCUGCCAGCCCUGCCCGGGGCCUGCCAUCAGGGAGGCCCCCCAGCCUGAGCAGUGCAGCGGGGGGCUCGGAGGCGUUGGGAGGCUGGGCCUCAGACACUGGGGGAUCAGCGAGCAGCCCCAAGCCCGGCCGGACUCUCUCACCCCUGGGCCCAGGGGUGGCAUCUACAGCAACAGCAACAGCAACAGCAGCAGCGGCCGUGGCGCUGCCCAAGCCCCCCUGGACAGUGACCAGCCCCUGGGCUGGGGAAGGAAGAGCAAAAACUUGUCCAAAUGCCGUGGGGCCAAGGGCCCUUCUCAGCCCAGGUGGCCAGGAGGGAAAUAUGGGAGUGUUGUGAGCCUAGUUACUGCCGCCAGUGGCUCCACAUCCUCUGACUCCAGCAGCCUAGAGAGUCUGAGGGGUCCUGAAAAUCCCCUCAGGCCCGUGGGCACCUUGCAGAGGGAAAUCAAUGCUUUGUUUGUGCAAAAAUUGGAGGAGAUUCGGAGUAAAUCCUCCCUAAUCUUCACUGAUGGCCGCCCGUUCUCCAUCCAGAGAUCUGUCUCGUCUUUGUACGGCCUCGAAACCAUCGCGGAGGAGCCGCUCGUUGCCAAGGAAACGCCAUCCCCCGCUCCCUGCCCCCCUCUGCCCCCCGCCCCCAUCAGCUACUCCGAGGGAGGGUCCCACUUCUCCGCAGGCUCAGGCUCUGACACCCCUCUGAGCUCUCCCUCCCCAGGUGAGCCAGGUGGACUGACCGCUCCAGGGCCACACCGCGCUGAAGGAAGUUCAGAGGGGGAACGGCAGACGGAGGACAGAGAACAGGAGUCCCAGGGGGCACUGCCCACGCCCCCGGCAGGGCAGGGCUCCCUGCUGCACCCCUCCCCCUCCCACUGUGAAGAGGAACCGGAUGGGGCAGCCUGGAGGGCAGAGCACACAGGCGACCCGCAGGGUCCCCGCCGGCCUGUGGGUUCCGUCCCUCUGCGAAUCCCUCCGGCCCCAGCUCGGGCCCUGGCCGGCCCGCCGGCUGUGGUGAGGAGGGCCAAGAGCGAAGGGCAGGUGACCUUUGACCACCUAGUGGUCCGGCGUGCCCCGCCCGGACAGUCCCCUGCUGCAGCCGUCUAUUCAGAUGCCACGGGCAGCGACCAGCUGUGGAGCAAGUUGGAGCCAGGCAGUCAGCGGGACAGCAUGUCCUCUUCCUCCAGCAUGUCCUCCAACGACACGGUCAUCGACCUUUCGAUGCCCAACCUGGUGAGGAAAAGCCUGCCCAACCUGGGCUGUCUCACAGGCAGCCGGGAGAAGCUGGCGGGGCUAGCAGUGCACAAGGGCCCCUGGCCCCGCUCAGCUGCCUCUGGCGGGGCCCAGCUGCCCCCCGUGACCAAGAGCAAGUCUAACCCCAACCUGAGGGCGGGGGUGGCCCCACCGCCAGCCCCGGAUGAGCUGCAGCCCCGGCCCCUGGCCCGGAGGCCGGAGGAUGCUCUGGCCUCCCUCCGCCGGAGGCCCACGUGGAGCAGGCUGUACAUGGAGGGCCUCCGGGCAGAGGGGUCCUCCCUGGGGCCCCGAGCUCAGGACAUGGGGGCCGCUGCCAAGUCCAAGAGCCUGGGCGACCUCACAUCGGACGACUUUGCCCCCGGCUUCGAGAGUACUUACAGGAGCAUCAGCCGCAGCUUUGGCCCCCGUCCACCUCCUGCCGCUGGGGCAGGGAGAUCUCUGGGACCCAGGCUGCAGGCCAGGCCUCGGGAUGAGCUGACCGAGCAGCUGAGGAGACUGACCGGCUUCCAGCUGGCCGGCGACAUCACAUCCCCCACCAGCCUGGGGCCUGCAGAGGACGAGGACGAGGACGAGACCGGGCCGGCCACAGUGGGCCAGGGGCUGGGCUUCCUACGUAGAUCUUCCUCUCGGAGCCAGAGCAGAGUGCGCUACAUUGCCACCCGGGCCAGGCAGGCCCAGGAGAGGCAGAGGCUCCAGGGUCUGGGGGUCCAGGGUCCCCUGGAAGAACGGGGCAAUCCAGAGGGGGCCUGCUCUGUGAGCCGGGAGGGGUGUGUGGACUCUCUGGCUCUUCUGAUUCCCCCUUCCAAGUUCACCCCGGGCCUCAUCGAGGAUUCGGACUCGGGCCCUGUUCUUUUGAAACUCUAAAUCCGAGCAGGACGGGGGGAGGAGAAAGCCCAGUCAGGGAAAGGCUUUCGGGGUUUGGGCUGCAAAGACUGAGAAGUGUUGUUACUCCCAUGUGUCCACCCGCUAAGGUUCUGGCUCCCCAUCACUCGCCCCUCCUCUGGGCUCAGGCUGGGCCGAGUGGUGAGGCAGGUCCAGAAUUGGCCACUCUUGCAUUGCCUGGGCCUGGCCUUCUCUGUCCCUGGCUCUUCCCACCCACCUUUCUCCAUCCAGUGUCCCCGACACCCAGGCCACGGCCGCUGGGUGAGAUCCCGCACGCUAGCACCUCCCCCUUCCUGAACCUGGGCUGGCCUUGAGCCUCAGUCCACACUACCCCACCCCCAGCAUCUGUCAGCUCCGCAGAGCUCUGAGGUGCUCACUCCGCAGCCAAGGCAGGAGGGAGGAGGACACGGAGCUCUUGGCCUCUGCCGCUGCCCUGCUGCUCAAAUGUGGGGAGGGUUUGGGCUGGGGGGAUGGCUCCCCACAAUGCUGCUGUACAUAGCGCAUGGAGCAGAAGCUCUCGGGCCUCUCCAUGUUUGCACUGCCGUGCCAGGGUUUUCAUGUGUUUUAAAUGAGAUUAUAUACAUAUAUAUAUAUAUAUAUAUAUUUUUAGACACACAUAUAGAACAUGAGAAACUACCCAAAAUUAUCCUUCUCCAAACCCAUUUUUACCUUUGUUUUUAGCCUGUGUAUGUACUUACACAAACAUGUGUGUGCGUGCAUGUGUGUGUGUGUGUGUGCGUGUGUGUGUGUGCGUGUGUGUGUGUGUGUGUGUGUGUGUGUGUGUGUGUGUGUGUGUUCAGGACAGGUGAGACACCAUGAAGAUCCUAGCCCUUCCUGGUGGGAAGAAUGUUGACCACAGUGGUUUCCACGGUGACCCCAGUCCCAGGAGAGGGCACUUUCCCCUGGGACCCUGGGCCACCUCCCCCCACUUUUUACCCAUCUUGUUUUAUUUGUAUAAGAAUUUUCUCUGUACAUUGAAACAUUUUAAAAACCUAUUUGUAAGUUCUUCCACGACUCCAAUAAAAUGCAUCAAACCUUUUG
This is a messenger RNA of Phascolarctos cinereus (koala), 6847 nucleotides long. The record is from RefSeq and is a predicted model, not a curated record. Lineage: Eukaryota; Metazoa; Chordata; Mammalia; Diprotodontia; Phascolarctidae.